AUGGCCUCCUCCGUGGCGCCGCCAGCCUCCCCGUCGUCGCGAUCGCACGGCAAUGCGGCGGGCGCCGGCAGCAGCUCCACGGCGAUGAUGCUCCCGGGCCCGCCGGGGCGCGGCAACGGCGGCUGCAUCGACCUCAGCCCCACGGGCCUCCUGGCGCACGGCGCCGGGAGCAGCGUCGUCGUGUCCGACCCGCGCUCCAUGCAGCUCCUCUGCGUGCUCCCCAUGCCCUCCUCCUCCCUCGCCUCCUUCGUCACCGCUGUCCGCUGGGCGCCCCCCGCCACGCCCUCCCUUGACGACGACGACGACGACCGCCGCCCCCUCCGCCUCGCCGCGGGGGACCGCCACGGCCGCAUCGCCGUCUGGGACGCCCGCGCGCGGGCCGUGCUCCACUGGCUCAACCUCGACGAGGCGCGCAGCGUCGCUCCAGGCUCCGGCGGCGGGGUGCAGGACCUCUGCUGGGUCCACCACGGCUCCGGCUGGCUCCUCGCCUCCAUCCACGGGCCCUCGCUGCUCUGCAUCUGGGAGACGUCCAACACCCCGCGCGUCCUCUGGAUGUUCGACGCGGCGCCCGAGUACCUCUCCUGCCUCCGCCGCGACCCCUUCGACGCCAGGCACCUCUGCGCGAUCGGCCUCCGCGGCUUCCUCCUCUCCGCCUUUCCCAGGCAGGACUCCGACAUCUCGCUGCAGGAGCACCGGGUGAACUGCGGUGCAGGGGAUGUCGCCGACCUGCAGAAGCUGGAGAAGGAGAUAUCGGCACCUGCACCGGCCCCGGCGCUGGCGGCGUUCCCGCUCUUUGCCUCGAGAAUGUGCUUCUCCCCGCUGUGGAGGCAUAUCCUCUUCGUCACCUUCCCGCGGGAGCUCAUCGUCUUUGACCUCAGCUACAGCACUGCGCUUUCUGUUACCCCAUUGCCCAGGGGGUUUGGCAAGUUCUCGGAUGUUAUGGCCGAUCCUGAUCUCGACAUGCUCUAUUGCACUCAUAUCGACGGCAAGCUGAGCAUCUGGAGGCGUAAGGAGGGUGAACAAGUGCAUUUAUUAUGUGCUGUGGAAGAGCUAAUGCCUUCAAUUGGUACUGUUGUUCCUUCUCCGGCUGUUCUUGCAGCUACAAUAUGGCAGUCAGAGUCUAUUUUCCGAAACAUUGACAAACAAUGUCAGGAUUUGGCACAAACAUAUUCUUUCAUGACUGAUACCAAUUCAGACCAGAAUGCUUGUAAUGGGACUAUGACAUAUCUAACGUCGAUAUCAGAAGAUGGCAAGAUCUGGUCGUGGCUUUUGAAAUCUGACAAGUCUUCACAUCCUAACAAAGCUAAUCUAGGUAGACCGAGCCAUAGCAAUGCUGCAACUGCCAACACAUCCUCCAAUAGACCUGAUUUUACAAUAAAGAUUAAUUUGAUGGGCCAGCUUCAUCUUUUGUCAUCUACUGUCACUACACUAGCAGUGCCGUCCCCUUCAUUGCUUGCCACAGUAGCUCGUGGUGGAAACAAUCCUGCUCCAGCAGUGCCACUUGUUGCUCUGGGGACUCAGAAUGGAACUAUUGAAGUUGUAGAUGUUGUGGCCGAUGCAGUUUCAGUCAGCUUUUCCGUUCAUAGCAGCACAGUGAGGGGAUUGAGAUGGCUUGGAAACUCACGUCUUGUUUCAUUCUCAUAUAAUCAGGUUAGUGAUAAAACUGGUGGAUACAAUAAUAAGCUUGUUAUUACAUGCUUAAGAAGUGGGCUAAAUCGCUCAUUCCGUGUGCUCCAAAAGCCUGAACGUGCACCAAUUAGAGCAUUGAGGGCUUCUUCCUCUGGACGGUACCUUCUGAUUCUGUUUCGCGAUGCUCCUGUUGAAGUGUGGGCCAUGACAAAGAACCCAAUGAUGCUUAGGUCCUUGGCACUUCCUUUUACAGUAUUAGAGUGGACACUGCCAGCUGCACCUCGGCCAGGUCAAAAUGCAUCAUCUAAGCAGUCUUCAACCUCCAAGGAGCGAUCAAUAGAGGCUUCUGGUGCAGAAAAUUCUGAUGAAACAUGUGAAAGUUUUGCUUUUGCAUUAGUCAAUGGUGCUCUUGGUGUGUUUGAAGUGCACGGGCGGCGAAUACGAGAUUUUAGGCCAAAGUGGCCCUCAUCAUCAUUUGCAUCUUCAGAUGGUUUGGUUACUGCUAUGGCUUAUCGCCUUCCCCAUGUUGUAAUGGGGGAUCGAUCAGGCAACAUUAGAUGGUGGGAUGUUACAACAGGCCUUUCUUCUUCUUUUAGCACUCACAGGGAAGGCAUCAGGAGGAUAAAGUUUUCUCCUGUUGUUCAUGGUGAUCGAAGCAGAGGGCGCAUCGCUGUGCUUUUCUAUGAUAAUACAUUUUCGAUAUUUGACCUGGAUAGUCCAGACCCCUUGGCGAAUGCCCUUCUUCAACCGCAAUCUCCUGGUACCCUUGUCUUGGAGCUUGAUUGGUUGUCAACCCGAACAACGAAGGAUGAGCCACUUAUGUUAUGCAUUGCCGGAGCUGAUAGUAGCUUCCGACUGAUUGAGGUUAACAUUGAUACCAAGGGCAGUUCCAUUUCAAAGCCAGUAGCUACGAAAGAGAGGUUUAGGCCAAUGCCAUUUUGUUUGCCAGUAUUAUUUCCAACGGCCCAUGCUUUGGCUCUGCGUAUGAUUCUGCAACUUGGGGUGAAGCCUUCUUGGUUUGAAUGCAAUAAUAAUGAUAAAUUAGCUGGGGACAGCUUUAAGGUAACACCAGCAUUUGGAGAUCUUCGUAGUUACAUGAUUGAGACAACACUCCCUCCAAUUGGUGAUGUUGUUGUGGCAGAAUUGCUCCUUAAAGUGUUGGAACCGUACAGAAAGGAGGGUUGCAUUCUUGAUGAUGGAAGAGCCAGAUUAUAUUCAGCUAUAGUGAACAAGGGAGCUUGUGCAAGGUUUGCAUUUGCUGCUGCAAUUUUUGGUGAUUUCCAAGAAGCACUUUUCUGGCUACAGCUGCCUCAAGCUCUUCACCACUUCCUGGAUAAAUCAACAAGUAGAUCAAGAGAGAAGAUCUCACAAUCAAGUUUACAUCCUGAUUCUGAACAAGGCUCUACAUUUAAUCGGAUAACUUCAAGAGAGAGAUCUGUUUCCGGAAAGUUCACAAAAAAUGCUGCGAAUUGUGGGCAAUUAAGUUCAAUGGCAUUUAAGCAAGAGCAACUAUGGUUCAAUGCAAAUGAAAGGAUACCUUGGCAUGAUAAGCUCGAUGGUGAAGAGGCUUUGCAAAAACGUGUUCAUGAGCUUGUCUCUCUUGGGAACUUAGAAGCUGCGGUCUCACUGUUACUUUCAACGCCCCCUGAAGGAUCAAAUUUUUACCCAAAUGCAUUAAGAGCAGUUGUGCUGUCAUCUGCAGUCUCACAAUCUUUGCAUGAACUUGCAGUGAAGGUUGUUGCAGCCAAUAUGGUUAGAACGGACAAAUCGCUGUCUGGCACGCAUCUUCUCUGUGCUGUUGGAAGAUAUCAGGAAGCAUGUUCACAGCUUCAAGAUGCUGGGUGCUGGAAUGAUGCAGCUACUUUGGCCGCAAGCCAUUUGCAAGGAUCUGACUAUGCAAGGGUACUGCAGAGGUGGGCUGAUUAUGUUCUUCGUGGCGAGCAUAAUAUGUGGAGAGCUCUUAUACUAUACGUUGCUGCUGGAGCACUGCCAGAGGCUUUGGAUACACUCCGCAAGAACCAGCGCCCAGAUAUCGCAGCCAUGUUCUUGCUAGCCUGCCAUGAGACCUACUCACAAAUCUUAUCAGAAUCAGAGGCCGAGGACGACACUUCCAGGUUAGCACUGACGCCGGAGCAGACCGAGAAGCUCCGGUUCCCUUCCAAGAAUGUGGCCGACGAGGACCUGAUUGCAGUCAGUGAGGUCUUCGGGCAGUACCAGCAGAAACUGGUUCAUCUCUGCAUGGACGUCGAGCCGACGGCUGAUUGA
Molecule: messenger RNA, 3894 nt
Organism: Miscanthus lutarioriparius
Lineage: Eukaryota; Viridiplantae; Streptophyta; Magnoliopsida; Poales; Poaceae
Source: the annotation of a GenBank genome assembly